Molecule: messenger RNA, 1696 nt
Organism: Hypomesus transpacificus
Lineage: Eukaryota; Metazoa; Chordata; Actinopteri; Osmeriformes; Osmeridae
Gene: anxa3b
Product: annexin A3b
Exons: 14
Coding region: 103-1119 (338 amino acids)
Cellular component (GO): cytoplasm
Molecular function (GO): phospholipase inhibitor activity; calcium-dependent phospholipid binding; calcium ion binding
Source: RefSeq, a predicted model, not a curated record
GCCAGUUCAACUCUGUGAAAGGUGUGGCUACACAUUUAUUAGAGAGCUACCACUAGAAACCCGCUUACACCAAACCCCAGUACAUUUUCCUUGAAGUCCACCAUGUCUGUUUGGGAUGACCUGGAUCUCCUCCUAGACUCACCUUCCUCAUUAACAGUGACCUCUACGGCCCGAGGAACCAUUAAAGAGCGUCCUGGCUUCUCCCCAGCAGAGGAUGUCACUAACCUGAGGAAGGCCAUCGAGGGCCUGGGUACCACUGAGAAGACCCUGGUUGAUGUUCUGACCCAGAGAAGCAACGCUCAGCGUCAGCUCAUCAGUAAAGCAUACCAGGAGACUACCAAGAGGUCCCUGGUCACCGACCUGGAGGGAGAGACCCACGGAGACUUUGAGAACCUGCUGGUUGCCCUGGUAACGCCUCCUUCCACCUAUGACUGUCAUGAGGUCAUCAAGGCCAUUAAGGGUGCAGGGACCAAAGAAAGUACUUUGACAGAGAUAUUUGCAUCCAGAUCCAACGCGCAAAUCAAGGCCCUGACUGAAGCAUACUUAGCAGAAACUGGUCGAUCGCUGACUCACGACCUCCAGUCUGAGGUAGCUGGGGACUACGGCAAGACUUUGCUCAUCUUGGCUGAGGGCAAGAGAGAUGAGAGCACCACGGUGGAUGCUGCCAAGGCCAAAGCCGACGCUAAGGCGCUGUAUGAAGCAGGAGAGAAGAAGUGGGGGACAGACGAGACCAAGUUCAUUGACAUCUUGUGUCACCGGAGCGUGCCUCAGCUGAGACAGACUCUGGUGGAGUACAAGAGCAUCAGUAAGAAGACUCUACAGGAGAGCAUCGAAAGUGAGAUGUCUGGGAAUCUGGAGAAGAUUCUGGUGGCCAUCGUCAAGUGUGUGAAGAAUGUUCCCGCUUACCUGGCAGAGAGGGUCUACAAAAGCAUGAAGGGGCUGGGCACCUGUGAGGACACCCUGACCCGGAUCCUGGUGAGCCGGGCCGAGCUGGACCUGCUAGACGUCCGGGCGGAGUACAAGAAGCUGUUUGGCUGCUCUCUCUUCUCUAGUCUGGAGUCUGAGGUGUCGGGUAACUACGGCGAUGCACUGAAGAAGAUCUGUGGAGGAGAUGACUAACUCCACCCCCUCAUCUUAUUGGAUAACUAAACAUACCCUGCUCAACACAGUACUAACAUUAUUCAAUAGGAACCCAGCAUGUGAAAGUUUGAAGUUGAACCGAUGUAAUGUAAACACCGUACUGUACUCUCCCUAAGUCCAGAGCACACAGUACCACCCAAGUGUCUAACAAACGUUUAGUGACAGGGAGUUUAGUGACAGGGAGCUCAAUUUAAUUACACAUCAGUUGAGAACAUGUUAAAGUGCACAGAACGCCACUGUUGCCUAGGAACGUGGGACAGCCUGUAGAUUUCGAGCUUUAAAUGUAUCUUACAGGUUGCCCAAUACUGUGUGCUUUGGGCUUUGCUAAAUGAUCUGAAGACUGAGAAUCCCCUGUGCUAUGUCCGCUGGUACAUUUAGCCUGUGAUCAUGACAACGUAUAGCUUCACAACCUCUUGUAAGCCUACGACAGGUCUUCAUGUCAAUAAAGCUUUGAAAAAAGUGUUAUUUUCGCCGCUUCAAUAGACAUAUGUGCAUCAAUCAUAAUUGAGCGAUUUAAAUCCUUUGAUGUAAUAAAACCGGUGUCAUUUGUUAUUAA